AUGUCGAAACGCAACGUGCCCAUCUCGUCGUUGCUCGGGUCCAACUCAGACGACGCUCCCCAAGUGGUGCGCUCGGCAACCUCCUCACCCAAACAACCGGUGCCUAACGAGUCGUCUUUACUGAAUUUCGUCUCCAAGUUCAGAACCAGUGUCGAAAUGUCACCAACCCCCGGUCAGGGACCUACAGACCCACAAAAGCCAUACGUGGUCCUUGAUGAUGACGAUAUACAAGUGGUAGGGAAAGGAACAGCCAAGAAACAGGCUAGCCGCAAACCAAUUGCCAUCAGACCUUCGCCGUUGCCAGUAUUGAUCCCUAAACCACAGACAACGGCUACAGCAUCACCUGCUCCUCCAGCUUCUAGAGACUCGUCUCACCCACCUGUGAUUGCUAGCGAUACCAUCAAAAAGUUUCAGACCAGUUUCCAAUUGCCUGCACAGCCAUUCAACAAAUCAUCUAUCAAUUCCAUCAUUAACAUCGACGACGAGCCGGAAGUGGUACAUGUCAAUGAUACCCCGAACUCCACACCUGCUCCAGUCCCUGUUUUGACCAUUCCGUCAACCAACCCUUCCCUCACAACAACAACCACAACUACAGCAGCCCCACCAAAGAAGAAGCGAGCAGCACCCAAAAAGAAGACAGAUGAGGCUUCUAAAAAGAGAAAGACAGACGACGCUACGAAUAAUGAUGAAAAGAAAACAACUAAGACAAAGAGUACUGAUGGUAAAACUGCAGAACCCAAAAAGGCUACCAAGGGAAAGAAAAAGACUCCUGAAACCACAACUGUGACCAAGAGUGAAUACGAGAAAUUACCUAUACAUCCAGGAAUGACGACUGACAAAUCAAAAACCACCAUCCAACCCCCACAAUUGCCUCGUCCUACAGUGAUAGAUCUUUUGAAUCCAAUGAAGGAAGAUGAACCUACUGUUGUCGAAGAAAAACCAAAAGAGGAGCCGAAGGAAAAGAAAGAGGAAAAAGUGGAUCCUCCAAUAAUAGCAUUGAAUAUCCCCUUGAUAGACUCCAAGAAUCCCAAGCCUGGUCAAUCGGAAUUGGUUAUAAAUGUACUUCGAUUAUCUGAAGAAAAAUACGGGUGGUCAGUAAUUCAUCCAAAAGCCAAAUCUGCUAUCGAUAUCAUGGACGACAUGAUCGAUGAUGAAGAUGAUGCAAUGGAUGAAGAUGAAGACGAGGAAUUGAUAGCGGAUGAAGAAAAAGUCCAGACUGCUAUCCCUACCAAAAAGAAGAAAGACGAGGAAUUAACGGAGGAACAGCUUGUGAGGCAGCAUGAGGUUAAAAUGAAUAGAAAAGUCGGGAAGUAUGAUUAUGAAGAUCCAUUUAUAGAUGAUGAGGAAUUGCAGAUGGAAGAAGAAAUCACUUCUACCAAGGAAGGUUUCUUCGUUUAUUGGGGUCCGUUAGUGGAUGACCGGAACAUGACCGGCUCUGGCUCUAAAAAGACAUCGAAAGCAAAGAAAUAG
Suhomyces tanzawaensis NRRL Y-17324 is the source of this 1470-nucleotide messenger RNA. RefSeq names its product Hpc2p (gene HPC2). NCBI's taxonomy places the organism in Eukaryota, Fungi, Ascomycota, Pichiomycetes, Serinales, Debaryomycetaceae. The record is from RefSeq and is a predicted model, not a curated record. The coding region runs from base 1 to 1470 and encodes 489 amino acids. The transcript has a single exon.